Durio zibethinus is the source of this 3316-nucleotide messenger RNA. Its product is annotated as ferric reduction oxidase 7, chloroplastic-like. The record is from RefSeq and is a predicted model, not a curated record. Lineage: Eukaryota; Viridiplantae; Streptophyta; Magnoliopsida; Malvales; Malvaceae. Gene Ontology annotation, molecular function: ferric-chelate reductase activity. Gene Ontology annotation, cellular component: plasma membrane.
UCAGCUUCACACAAGUUUUUGUGAACCAAAAUUUUGACAACCAUGCUCUUUUUUUGUACAGAUAAGUCUUUUUCUUUUUUUUUUUUUAUUUUCUCUCUUGCAAAUAUCUUUUUUGUGCUUUAAAAAAAUUCAAGUCAAUCCAUUUUCUUCUUGAUUUUUGUUGAAGUUUUGUGGUACGUUUAAAUUGUCUCUCCAGUCUUUAUUAUGGUACUGAAAUGCUCCGAUCCUUGUCUCGUUUUUUGGUCGCAGUUGUCCCAGAAUCUUACAAAAAAACUAUCUGGUUGGAAGUAAAUUAAUACAAUAAAAUACCUUCCUUCAACUUGUCUGCAUCUGUAACUAUAUAUAUAUAUAUAUUACUACGAUUUUUUUUUUCUGGUGGUAAUUCAUUUCUGAUAAUGUAUUGAACCAUUUCUACAUGUAGUUUUCUUUGUAUGAAUACACCUGGAAAUGGGUUCCACAAAGUUUGGAUUUUUUUCUAAAUUUUUUGUAUAUACACUCUUUGUGGUUAGUUCUUAGUAGGGUUGAAGAUAAAAGAAAGCAAGUUUUUCAAGGAUUGCAAAAGAGUGUUCUUUGCCAUGGAUGCAAAUUCAUUGAACAGGCCUUUUCUUUUGAGUGAUGAAGUUGAGCCUGAUUAUCUCAAAAAGAAAUCAUCUUUUCUAAAAUCAUCUGUGAAAUUGACUUUAAAGAUUGUAAUGUGGGUGAUUUUCAUUGCAUGGGUUGGUCUUGUUUUUCUGUAUCCGGGAGAAAUUGGUAAUCAGUUGGUUGAGAAAAUAAUUAAUGUCACCAAUGGAUCUGUUUUUGGGCUUGCAGGAAGUUUAUUUUUGGUGUUCAGUGCUCCAAUUCUUCUUAUUGCUUUCCUUGCUGUUGCCUAUCUUAUAAUCUCUGGUGAAGAUGUGUUUCAAAAGAGGAAGACCUCGAAAAAUCCAAGGUUUCGAUUGUGGACUUUCCCUGUUUUGGUGGAUGGACCAUUUGGGGUUGUUUCUGCUGCUGAGUUUAUUGGGAUUAUCCUCUUUGUUGUGUUUAUUAUCUGGGCUGUGUAUGCUUACACUAUGCGGAACCUUAGCCUCAUGACUCUGUUUGACCUUCCUUCUACAGAAAAUGGCAUACUCAUAUUGGAACUGACGGGACUUCGGUUUGGAAUGAUUGGAUUACUCUGCUUAGCAUUUUUGUUCCUCCCAGUUGCAAGGGGUUCCCUUCUUCUUCGUCUUAUAGACAUCCCUUUUGAGCAUGCGACAAGAUAUCAUGUAUGGUUGGGACAUCUGACCAUGAUGCUCUUUACACUCCAUGGGCUAUUCUAUGUAAUUGCAUGGGCAAUAAGAGGAACCCUCGUGAAGGAAUUAUUGGAUUGGAAAAACGUUGGUAUUGCUAAUUUACCAGGAGUUAUCAGCCUUUUAGCUGGCUUGUUUAUGUGGGUUACAUCACUUCAUCCAGUGAGGAAGGACUACUUUGAGUUGUUCUUCUAUACACAUCAACUAUAUGUAGUCUUUGUUGUCUUCUUGGCGUUGCAUGUUGGUGAAUUUAUUUUUAGCAUAGUUGCUGGAGGAAUAUUUAUUUUCAUGCUUGAUCGCUUCCUGAGGUUCUGCCAAUCAAGAAGAACUGUGGAUGUACUUUCAGCCAAGUGCCUUCCAUGUGGAACAGUGGAAUUGGUACUCUCAAAACCUCAGAAUAUGCGGUACAAUGCACUCAGUUUUAUUUUUCUUCAAGUUCGAGAAUUAUCUUGGCUGCAGUGGCAUCCUUUCAGUGUUUCAUCUAGUCCUCUAGAUGGUAAAUAUCAUCUAUCUAUUCUCAUAAAGGUUCUUGGGGAAUGGACUGCAAAGCUGAGAGAAAAUAUCUUGAGUAUGUCUGAGGCAGAAGCCCAAAUGGAUCUUCCUCUUCCAACCAAAACCAUGAUAACAGCUUCUGUUGAGGGACCAUAUGGGCAUGAAUCACCAUACCACUUGAUGUAUGAGAACCUAAUUUUGGUUGCAGGUGGUAUUGGUAUUUCACCCUUCCUGGCUAUCCUAAGUGACAUCCUCCAUCGUGUUAAGGACGGGAAACCUUGCCUACCAAGAAGGAUUUUGGUUGUUUGGGCUGUUAAAAAGUCAGAUGAGCUUCCUCUUCUUUCAACUAUUGACAUGGAAUCAAUCUGUCCAUUUUAUUCUGACAAAGUAAAUCUUGAGAUCAAUAUUUAUGUCACUCGGGAAUCAGAACCUUCAUUGGAAGAAGGUAAGGUUCAUGUGGCUUUGAACUCUUCCUGCCCUGUCUCUGGCUGCAGCAUGUCUGCUUUGGUUGGUACCGGAAACAAUGUAUGGUCUGGCCUUUACCUUAUUAUAUCGACAGUAGGAUUUGUUAUUUUAAUGGCUUUGUUGCGGAUCUUCUACAUAAUGCCAUACCAAGUAUUUACCUGGUGGUACCAGGGUCUUCUUUACAUUGCAUGCAUGGUUGGAAGUGUUAUAAUCUUUGGGGGUCUUGUGGUUGUUUUAUGGCAACUUUGGGAGAAAAAUGUUUCUGAAACGGAUGAACAUGAGAAUAAUGACAGGAUAAAGGUCGAAUCUGCUCUGAGUAAUGAAACUAUUGCACACAAGGAUUUGACUCAGAAGAAUCUUGAGAGCUCAACCAUCAUUGAAUAUGGUUCCAGACCAGACUUCAAAAAAAUAUUUGGAUCCACAAGCAGGAAAUGGGGACAUGUUGAUGUUGGUGUAAUUGUUUGUGGUCCUCCAACUCUUCAGUCAAGUGUUGCCAAGGAAAUCAGAUUACACAACAUAAAAAGAGAAAGCCAUCAGUCAAUUUUCCAUUUCAACAGUCAUAGUUUUGAUCUAUAGAUCCCAAGAUUGUAAUAUCUUCAUCCUAAUAUAGCUAUUUCAAGGUAAAAAAAUCUGCCUCUGAACACUACUUGUAUAGUUAUAUGUAAUAUCAUGUAUAUAUAUGGACAUGGGGACAGACUGAUGCAUAUAAAUGUAUAUAACAUAUAGGGGAGAAAAAGGGAGAAGCAAAUCCAUGACUGAGAUGGUUAUAUUUUUAUGGUAAUGAAGUUUUAUUUGUAUAUUUUUAACAAGUUACCUGCAAUUCUUUUUCAGAUUUAUUAUGUAACCAAGAUUUUAUUUCCAUAUCUAGUGGAUAGUGACAAAAACUAAAAAUAUGGUUCCUGUUUGACACAUCGGCACAUGAAUUGUAAUACAUAAUUUUUAUGUUUUACGUAUAUUUGACACGAUACAAAUACAACAUAAAUAUAUGAAUUGACAAGACCCGGCUGUUGACAAACAAAUAUUUAGUAGCAAGUUUUUGAAAAUAAAAUUAUAUGCUUCAUCUGUAGCUUUCUGUAAGCAAAAGCUGGCAA